Molecule: messenger RNA, 1089 nt
Organism: Pistacia vera
Lineage: Eukaryota; Viridiplantae; Streptophyta; Magnoliopsida; Sapindales; Anacardiaceae
Exons: 2
Coding region: 1-1089 (362 amino acids)
Source: RefSeq, a predicted model, not a curated record
AUGCUUUCUACUAGUUUAGUCAGUGUUAUUCUUGAUGAUUCUGAUUCAGAUGAUGAUUUGGAGUUGACAAUAUCUGCCAUAGGAGAGUUGCUUAAUAAAAGAAGGAGGACAUCACCACAUCGCGGUUCAGUUUAUGGUCAUGCCUAUAUAUGGCGUGAUAGAGUUCAUGGGCAUCACAAGCUUUUUCAUGAAUACUUUGGAGAAAAUCCUGUCUAUUCUCCAAAUUUAUUUCGAAGGAGGUUUCGAAUGAGUCAAUCUCUUUUUCUUCGUAUUCAAUCUGCUGUAGAAGCUUAUGACCCAUAUUUUGUUCAAAAAAGGGAUGCUGUUGGAUUUUUGGGUUUGUCUUCUCUCCAAAAAAUCACUGCUGCAUUAAGGAUGCUUGCAUAUGGAGUUGCAGCAGAUUAUGUUGAUGAAUAUGUAAGGAUUGGUGAAAGCACUGCAGUUGAAAGUCUUAAAAAAUUUGUUAAAGCAAUAGUUUCAAUUUUUUCGGAGAAGUACAUGAGAUCUCCAAACAAAAUUGAUAUUGAUAGACUGUUCAAAGAAGAUGACAGUCGUGGGUUUCCUGGAAUGUUAGGAAAACUUGUUGAAGGACGAGCUCCACUAGCUAACUAUUCAAUCAAUGGUCAUGACUAUACAAUGGAAUACUACCUUGCUGAUGGUAUAUAUCCUUCAUGGUCAACAUUUGUGAAAACAAUUCCAUUUCCACAAAGUCAUAAACACAAACAAUUUGCUGCAGCUCAAGAGUCAGCAAGAAAAGAUGUUGAACGAGCAUUUGGAGUGUUGCAAGCAAGAUUUGCCAUUGUCCGUGGACCAGCACUUUUGUGGCAUCGUGAAACUCUAAAGGACAUUAUGAAAGCUUGCAUCAUAUUACACAACAUGAUUGUUGAAGAUGAAAGACAUGUUAAAAAUUUAAAUUAUAAUUAUGAUGCAUUUGAUGUCAAUCCAGACAUAUCAAUUUCGCACGAGCAGACAACAAAGCUUUUGGAAUUUGUUCAAUGUCAUCGUCGCAUUAGGGAUAGAGAUAUUCAUUCUCAACUACAACAAGACCUAAUCGAGCAUAUAUGGAAAUUACAUGGAAGUCAUAUAUAA